AGACACUGCCACACCCUCUGAGGUGCACAGGUUCUUUCACUUCCACACUGGCCAGGUGCAGGGAGCACAGAAGGAGGGAGGAGGAGGCAGGGUCAUUAUCCCCCCACCAAGAGGGUGGAGCAAAGGGGGGUGGGGUGGGGGUGAAGGGAGCGGAUGAGACAUCUGAAGCUCAUAUUGACAUGCUGCUCUGACGGCUCCUGCCUGCACAGUCAUGGAUGGUGUGUUGGAGGGAGCAGUGGUGUUGUGUGUAUGUAAACUGGCCUGCAGUCUUCUCUUCGUGCCCUCACUGAACGCCUCCUACAGCCCUGUCAGCUUCUGCUGCUGCUGCCUCCUGGUCUUCACCGACUUCCUGGUUGCAGUGUCUCUGAGUUUUCUUUGUGUCUUCGGGUCCUGGGUGACGCCAACAACCCCACCGGGUGAUGUCAUUGCCUUGCGUUUCCUGCUGUUCCUCAGCCACACGUAUGGAGCAGUGCUACUCCUGACCACACCUCUGAUCGCUGUGGAGACUCUCACCAGACUGCUGUGGCCUCACUCUGUCGUCGUCGCUCACAGGGCCAAGAGUCAAACAGUGGACGAUGAUGGACAGAGUUGUUAUACUGGAAAGGUAGCGGAGGAGGAGGAGGGGGAGGACAGGAACAAUCCAGACAAAGAUGAGGGGUUGUCACAUGUUGUCAGCUACCUGUGCUGCCUGUCAGUGUGGGUUGUUGUGGCCCUGAGUGUCAGGUGGCGAUGGAGGCUGCAGGAAGAGUGGGCUGCUGCCUGUUUGCACACAACCAACUCCCUCAUCAGCUGUUUACCCAACCUGCUCAGUCCUAUACCCAUCACUGUGAAUCCGUGCUGGGGCAUGGUCUUCCUCUACCUUCUCCUGCUGCUCCUGACCACGAGCACAAGCCUGCACAUGCGACGCCUGGCCUCUGCACGUAUCGAGACGCAUCAAACAAAACGCUGGCUCAACAAUAACAGUGACAAUUGCCGGCAAGGCCUCGUUCCAGCCCGCUCUGCACCCACCAAGCCUGUGAACCGUGGGAUGUCGGUGUCAGAGUCGGCACAAUGUGUUGACCCAGAGAAAACAGAGAGCAGCUGCACUGUUCACAGAGCAUAUUCCUGGAACAUUGUGCAGAUGUUAGCGCAUCACCAUGGAGACUUUGUCCUCAUCUCCCCCGGGUGUUUGUCUGCAGAGUGGGGAGGACAUGAGCUCCAAAGGACAAAGAGAGGUGUUCCUCUGACAUUUAUCACGGAGGGACGAGUGGACUCACAAUUCAGGAGCCAGUUUGGGUGGCGGCGGCGGUGGGGUUUUCCCGGCCUGUGGGUGAAUGUAAUGAUAGGGUCCGUGGGUGUGCUCUCCAUCUUUGUGCUGCCUCUGAACCUCAGCGUGAACAUUCUUCUGAUCAGGACUAUAGAGACACUGCUGGAGCUGUUUGUCAUAUCUUUGGUUUCAUCUGCAGCAAAUCCAAGCAACACAUCAGUGUCUCACAAUGAAACAUUUGUGUAAACAGCAGACCGGGUAAACGUGGAUGCCGAUUGGAGCCUAUUUGCAACAGAAUCACCAGAUUAAUAUUGCAUGUGUGCCGAGUAGACGGCAGGUCUACCUGUCAGCACUGGUUUGUAUAUUGUGUAAAUAAGCAUUUCUGAGCAGCUCUUCACGUGAGGAAUAAUUUGUGGAAAGUGCUGUAAGGUGCUGAGAAGGCAGGCUGAGGCGUGUCUGUCAGAGAGACACUAAACCCUGACUGAAACAAAUGGCUGGAAGGGCUUCUUUUACUAUUCAGAGCCUUGAGAUCUGCAAUGAUUUUUCAUCUCCCAGUGUGUUACAGACUGAACCUCUCCAGUGGAAUACGACUAUUCCAUGGGCCAACAGUGUUUUUGAAAGUAAUGAUCUGAGGUGUGCUGAUGCUGCAUAGCAUAAACCCUGCAAGACAAAACCUUUAAAUAAAUACUGAGUGAUCUGAGGACGAA
Paralichthys olivaceus (Japanese flounder) is the source of this 1953-nucleotide messenger RNA. RefSeq lists its product as uncharacterized. The record is from RefSeq and is a predicted model, not a curated record. NCBI's taxonomy places the organism in Eukaryota, Metazoa, Chordata, Actinopteri, Pleuronectiformes, Paralichthyidae.